This is a messenger RNA of Saccoglossus kowalevskii, 5580 nucleotides long. RefSeq names its product polycystin family receptor for egg jelly-like. Lineage: Eukaryota; Metazoa; Hemichordata; Enteropneusta; Harrimaniidae. Gene Ontology annotation, molecular function: calcium channel activity; protein binding; calcium ion binding. Gene Ontology annotation, biological process: detection of mechanical stimulus. The record is from RefSeq and is a predicted model, not a curated record. Gene Ontology annotation, cellular component: membrane.
AUGGAAGAUGUCAUUCAAGUUGACUAUAUCACUCUCCUGCUAUCUGUGGGACAAUGGAUGGGAUCACUGUAUUGCUGUUCGUAUGGCAAUGCAUUGACAUCGGGAUUAGCAUUUCAUCCACAUAAGCUUGAAAAAGCGUCAAGAUAUCGUCUCAGACUUACAGCAUACCUCGAUAACCAAGAAGGUUAUACCGAAUGGGAAAUUAUAACUAACAUCCCCCCAUAUGGUGGACAUUGCAAGGCAAAACCAACAUCUGGUUACGUAGAGGACAAAUUUGAAAUAUCUUGCUUUGACUGGGUUGAUGAAGGCUUAGCAACUAUAAAGAGGCCUGAUAUAAAACUUGGUGAUGCUCCUGCCACGAGCAUUGAUACAUCGGGAUUAGCAUUUCAUCCACAUAAGCUUGAAAAAGCGUCAAGAUAUCGUCUCAGACUUACAGCAUACCUCGAUAACCAAGAAGGUUACGUAGAGGACAAAUUCGAAAUAUCUUGCUUUGACUGGGUUGAUGAAGGCUUAGCAACUAUAAAGAGGCCUGAUAUAAAAAUUGGUGAUGCUCCUGCCACGAGUAGCGGUUUAACCUACGAGUUCAGAAGCAGGAUCCAUGCAAUGAAGCACUUGCUAAAACCAUUACUGCUUAGAGAUAUUGACCUUCCCCCUGUCUCGUCUAAGAAGAGAAAAGCCACUGUGAAAGAGUUUGACCCCAAACCUGUACCAACAAUUUUUCGAACAACUCAGGACUACCAGAAGAACAUCCUGAAGCUGUUUGAUGAUAACAAUACAGCUUCACAUGAAAGUGACGUAUUUUACUAUGGUCCUGAUUCCUACACACCCCCAUCGAAAUUGCGUAUGGGUGCCCCGCCUUCUUUUCAUGUGUACAUUGAUGUAAGAAUAUAUGAUGCAUUAGGAGAUUUUGCUACUGAAACCAUUGUAGUACAGGUGAUGAAGAAACCAGAUCCAGAAGGCAUACGUUAUGAUGAAUUGUUGAACUUGACCAUGGGAGAAUCCAGUGACUUGAAUGCCAUGGUUGGAUGGGGGAAUACAUUAACUGCUAUGCAAUAUAUAUCCAGUAUAUCAUCGGAAAUUAAUUUUGACAUUCCAGACGAGUGCCUCAAUAUGACACAAAAUGCAGACGUAACCAAUAUAACGACCAAUGCUACAAGUUGUGCUAACUCAACUGACACGUCCAAAAAGAAAAAGGAGAUUCGGUUUUCUAUGUUAGAGACUAUGAAAAAUAUCUCAAAUCGAGUACAGACACCAGGAGCUGCACAACAAGCAGCUAUUGCCAUCAGAGAUACUACUGAUAAAACAGAUGAAGUAACACUUGACAGUCGGAAGCUUGCUGUAAAUUCUUUGGAUACUGUAACCGAGAAAAUGAUGUCAAUCACAUCCUCAUCUGAUCAAGAUAUAUCAGCAGCCAAAGACUUGGUGCUCGGUCUUGGCAAUAUUUUGAAAUCCGGUUCACAACAAUACAGUAAUAGUAAGAGUACGUUUGCUGAGCCCCAAAAUGACGGUGAUACACCCCCUGGAGAGAUGGAAGCAGAAAAAGGUGAAACAUAUAAGGAGGAAGAAAGGGCAGCAGUAUCAAGUGUAACAAACCAUGCUCUAGAAGUUGCACAUAAGGCUGCUAUGCUAUCCAUUGCUGACAGACUUGUUGGACAGGAACAAGUUUUCUUAGGAUCGGAUACACUCCUCAUUCAAGCCAUGAGAUCUACACCACUACAGAUGGCCAACCAAAGUUUCAACACAAAUAGUGGUACAUUUAGUCUCCCAAAAUUGGAUAGUUUACCAACUACAGAAGAAGGAUAUUUGAAUGUAGAGGUAACGGAAAUGACAGAUAAUCUCUUUGCCUGGGAUGACACUGCUGACAACGUAACCUCUUCAGUACUCGGUCUUGCGUUCACAGAUGCUAUGGGUGAAGGACUACCAGUUUCUGAUACUACAAGUCUGUAUGAAAUUACGUUCAACUCAUUUGAAGACAUUGAAGUAGUAGUUGCGGAAUUUAGAACCGAGUAUGAAGAAGAGUUAUCUUAUCAGAAUAUAACAGCGGAAGAAGCGAAUACCUCCAUGUCCCUUAUCAUUCGCGCUAUUGACCCACGUGUUGUGUAUAAUGCUUAUAUUAAGUUUGAAGAUCAUCCAAGCAUCGAUGACUAUGACUUAAUGACUCCUAUUCCACAUGAAUUGAACUUGACUGAAGCACAAUGGGAUGAGCUUGACUUGGAUAUAAUCGAAGAAUUACGCUACACAUUUUUCUUACCAAGUGACUAUGUUAUAGAUCGUGGAAACUAUAUUCUCGGAUUACAAGAAAUCGUAUUAAACCAAACCUAUAAUGGGACAAUAGAGACUCAAGUGGACACAGUGGGAAAUUACAGUUUUGAUAUUGAAGACAAUGGCACUGCCAUCAAUGCGACUACAACAUCUACACCCACAACCAUUCAGUUUACAACUCCAACAUCAUUCCAGGCAACAAACAAUCUUACAACAUCUUCGUCUGGCGACAAUAUGACCAGUGAUGCAACCUGGGUUAUACCAUUGGAUUAUGAGUUCAAUGAUACUAGUGGUAAUAUUACCCAUAAUUACACAUUGGCAAAAUUUGCAUAUGGAUGCCGGUAUUGGAGUGAAACAGACCAAAAGUGGAGCUCAGAUGGUUGCUACGUGAGUGCUAUCUCAAACUCCAAAUUCAGCCGAUGCAUGUGUAACCACUUAACGUCGUUUGGUUCAUCAUUCUUUGUUCCACCAAACACCAUUGAUUUCAAAGCCCUAAGUUGGAGUGAUUUGUCAGAUAACUAUGCAGUUCUAUUGACGGUACUGAUCCUGAUAUGUGUCUACUUGCUGCUAUUGUACUGGGCAGGAUUAGCUGAUAAAUCAGAUCUCAUUAGGUUGUUCCUCCGAGGGAGUGUAGAUAAGUUUCUGAUGUCUACUAGAAAAUCACUUGGAGAUAUACAGUUCAUCAACAUAUGGCAUGACAAUAGUGGUCAGGGAGAAAAUAAAUCUUGGUUCCUUAAUCAAAUUGAGAUCAAAGACUUGCAGACCAAUGAGAAAUUUUAUUUCUUAUGUGAUCGUUGGCUAGCUGUUGAUGAGGAGGAUGGUAAAGUGGAGCGUCUUCUACCUGUUGCUGGUAGAGACAACCUGAUUAGCUUCGAACACAUGUUCUCCACAAGUACACGUAAGAAUUUAUCCGAGAAUCACCUCUGGUUCUCUGUAGUUUCCCGGCCUACACGCAGCGGUUUCAGCAGAGUACAACGGAUUUCGUGUUGUUUUUCACUGCUUUUCUUGACCAUGAUAACGAGUGCUAUGUUCUAUAAAGAAGAUGAAGAAGCUGAAGCAAUGUCAACAGGAAAAGGCAUCAAACUUGGGCCAAUCAGUUUAAGUUUUAAAGAGAUCUGGGUUGGUUUUGUUAGUGUUCUGAUAGUGUCACCUGUCAGCAUCAUUAUCAUACAAAUAUUCCGCAAAGUUGAACCCCCACCUGGAGAUGUAACGUUACUCUCUGGAUUACGCGAUGUCCGAAAGCUUGUACGAAAGAACAUACGCGAAAAGAGAAAUAGAGACAACAUGAUACUCCUGGAACUGGAAGAUGGUGAAUUGACACAGUCAGAGAAAGGCAAGCCAGAUAAGGGUAGGCUGCGGUGGUAUUGGGCAUAUGUUGCUUAUCUACUUGUGGCAUUGUCGAUUCUAAUUCCAGCAGCAUUUGUUGUCAUGUACAGUAUGCAAUGGAAAAAAGAAAAAUCUAACAGAUGGUUGACAUCUAUGUUUGUUUCUGUAUUCAACUCAUUAUUGGUAACAGAACCCCUUAAGGUUGUUGCUGUGGCGUUUAUCAUGUCAUUGUUGUUUAAAAAGCCAACUGAAGAGCAGGAUACUGACGAUGGGGAGGAAGAGACACUAGAGCAGAUCAAAAACAUCCGUGGGCAAUUAGGUGGAAAUAAGAUCCCGGAACGUGAGCAGGAGGACAGUGAUGAUGAAAAUGAAAAUACUUUGGAAAAUAGUAAAAUAACUCGAGCUCUGGAAUUACAAAUGCAACGAGUCAUCAAAGAGAUCAUUGGAUAUAUUCUCUUUAUGAUAUUACUGAUAGCAAUAUGUCAAAACAACGCUGAUCCACGCAAACACUACUUGCACAAAUCUCUGACAGAUUUAUUAAUUGAUUCAAAUUAUGAUGGUAUAACUGAAAGUGGAUCAAUGUUUACUUGGUUGGAUCAAACAGUGUUGCCUAGUCUAUAUCCACAGGUCUGGCCAAAUGGUAAAACACUGAAAUGGAACGAACAACUGAACAUACAAACAAUGUCGGCUAUACGAGUUGGACCACCACGAUUACGUCAGCUCCGAAUCCCACCUGGUCUCUGCGAUGUGCCGGAAAUCACGCAGCGUGAUGUAAGCGAGUGUAAUAUUGAAUAUGCAAUGUUUGACCAAGAAGAGGGAAAUUUUGGCUUGACUUGGAGCAACGAUAGUGUUUUUAUGUCAAAUGAGAGUCUUCUUCAAACUGGUGGAAACCCAUGGGCAUACAGAAGCGCAUUUGACCUUGGUGGUUCUCCCAUAACCGGUAAAUUUGCCACUUACAGUGGUGGCGGCUACGAAGCUGUACUGGGAAAGAAUCUACUUGAAGCGCAGAGUGUUAUACAAUAUUUGUUUGAAAAUAGAUGGACCGAUCGGUACACACGUGCUGUGUUCCUGGAGUUCACCCUAUAUAACGUCCAUGUCAAUCUGUUCGUAUACAGUAUAAUCGUAUUGGAAUAUCCAUCUGCAAGUUCGGUUUCACCAUUUUACCAAAUAAAUGUGUUCCGAAUGUAUGAUUUCCAGGGCAAUGUGUUCUACGUCAUAUUUUUGAUGUCGGCGUAUGCGGUGUAUGCCAUUUAUUUAAUGUACAGCUGUAUUAUGAUAUACUCGGCACUACGGUCUGUGGGAAGAAUGUACCUAACCGCAUUUUGGAAUCUCAUUGACUUUGCCCAGACUGUCCUUGGACUAGCUCUGGUGGUGAUGUACUUUCUAAGAUAUGGUUCCACCAAAAUGUAUGUUGGAAAUCUAUCAAAUAAUGACAGAAACGAGUUUGUAAAUUUCCAGUAUAUUGCCAUGCUCAAUGAAAUCUACACCUUGUUUAUGGGACUAGUACUCUUUCUGGCAAUCAUUAAGAUGCUCAAACUGCUACGUUUUAACAAACGCAUUGGUAUGUUAGCAGCCACCAUCGCCUACGCCUCGGAAACUCUAAUACCGUUCAGCUUCAUGUUUCUGCUAGUAUUGAUUAACUUUGCAUCCUUUGGCUACCUGGCAUUUGCACCGUUAAUGCCUGAGUACGAGUCAUUCGGCACUUCAUUGACAUCCCUGAUGCUUACUUUCGUCGGUACAACAAAGAAAAUGGAUGACGAAGUAGACUACAAGAUACUGCUCUCAAAGAUGGACGAAGUGUUGAACAAAGUGAACAUGUUGAUGGAUAAAGAUUCUCAACAAAUGGUUAGAAAUCCUCUUAAAGAUAAUGUGGAUGACAACCAAUUAGAAACCCAGAAUCUGUCAGAUAUCAAUUUCAGUCUUAGAGAACCGACUGUAAUUGUUGACGAUGAUGAUGAUAUCCCGAAGAGAAAAAGAAAAAUUUUUACUUGA